This is a messenger RNA of Vitis vinifera (wine grape), 399 nucleotides long. Its product is annotated as pentatricopeptide repeat-containing protein At1g62260, mitochondrial-like. NCBI's taxonomy places the organism in Eukaryota, Viridiplantae, Streptophyta, Magnoliopsida, Vitales, Vitaceae. The record is from RefSeq and is a predicted model, not a curated record. The coding region runs from base 1 to 399 and encodes 132 amino acids. Gene Ontology annotation, molecular function: protein binding; RNA binding. Gene Ontology annotation, biological process: RNA modification. The transcript is spliced from 2 exons.
AUGAUUGAUGGUUAUGUUAAGCGUGGUGAAAUGGGGCAUGCCCGGAUGGUAUUUGAUAGGAUGGUGUGUAGGGACGUGAUUUCUUGGAAUACUAUGAUCAAUGGCUAUGCAAUUGUUGGGAAGAUUGACGAAGCUAAGAGACUGUUUGAUGAAAUGCCUGAGAGAAAUCUGGUAUCUUGGAAUUCCAUGUUGUCUGGGUUUGUCAAAUGUGGGAAUGUGGAGGAGGCUUUUGGGCUGUUCAGUGAGAUGCCCUGUAGGGAUGUAGUGUCAUGGAACUCCAUGUUGGCGUGCUACGCGCAGUGUGGGAAGCCGAAUGAGGCCCUGGCACUUUUUGAUCAAAUGCAGGCUGUGGGCGUAAAGCCAUCUGAAGCAACUGUUGUCAGCCUCUUAUCGAAUUGA